AAGUUUCUCGAACUUGGCGGCCUUCCUCGGGUCCAGUACAUUUGGCAGCGUAAUGACGGCAUCAUGAGUCUGCCAGGCCGGGGAUCUCUGUCGACCGGGUCCAAAAUGUCGAGGUCCACCUAUUCGAUUCCAGUAGACCCGGAUGCUCUCAAGGCCAGCCAAUCGGCGUGCCAGUUACUGUUGCUACUUUGGCGAUUCACCGAGCUUCAGCCGCAAUAUAAAAAGUCGGCAUCAUCAGUCAGUGCCGCCAUUCUCCAAGUGAAGUCGAUUCCUCGACCAACUUUCUGCCAAAACGGUUGCGCUACCACUCCUCUUUCCGUCCUGGCCCAUCUAUCCACUCCUUACCCACUUAACCCACUCCGGCCCUAUCACAAGUUCUCUCUUGUUCACAUUCAACUAGUCUAUUCACUUCGACCCCGUCUCUUUCGAUCGGAUCACCCGACUCAGGUCUUAAAUUCGGAUCUACUUCAUGGUCCAGUUGAUCCGUUGCUUCGCUUUAUGAAACUCUACUUACACACGCAAAAUAAAGCCAUGUUACCUGAGCAAACUGUGGACGCCUAUCGCUGGUCGCAUGCGGCGUCUCAAGUGGAUUUAUGGUACAUUUUGGCCAUAACGCCGAAUUUCUGUGACAGUUUGCUUGCUUAUCCGUCUGUCCAGCUUUCUCACCGCCAGACCCGAAAGUUUAUUCAAAACGGACAUCAUUCACUGACAACGUCUUCGCUUAAUUGCCGAAAACCCCUCCCCCUCGUGAUCCCUUUUCCUCCGGAUGUCAACGGCCUCCAUAAUCUUCAGCUUUCUUAUGUCAUCACCGUAUGGGGCCCUCCUUUCUUUUGCCUUCCAAUUGAUCUCGUGUCAAGCCUGUGCGAUGUGUUCCGCUAG
Molecule: messenger RNA, 879 nt
Organism: Protopolystoma xenopodis
Lineage: Eukaryota; Metazoa; Platyhelminthes; Monogenea; Polystomatidea; Polystomatidae
Source: the annotation of a GenBank genome assembly